This is a messenger RNA of Pristis pectinata (smalltooth sawfish), 4726 nucleotides long. RefSeq names its product mitochondrial fission regulator 1-like (gene mtfr1l). Gene Ontology annotation, cellular component: mitochondrion. The record is from RefSeq and is a predicted model, not a curated record. Gene Ontology annotation, biological process: aerobic respiration; mitochondrial fission. NCBI's taxonomy places the organism in Eukaryota, Metazoa, Chordata, Chondrichthyes, Rhinopristiformes, Pristidae. Bases 362 to 1261 code for a protein of 299 amino acids. The transcript is spliced from 7 exons.
AGAGACAGAUUGUGUAAUAGUCCCAUGCACUGUAGGGAAACCCUGCAGAAGACAAAACCGACUCAGAUCAGGGGACCCUUUACAACUACAGGCCGACAUCUUUGUUCUUCCUCCUGCUCCCGCUCCGGCAGCAUUAGCUCCCAUCAUCGUCCAUCCCGGAUACCCCCAUUGGCUGCGGGCAAUCGAGAACCUCAUCGAGGGACCAAUAGGAGACGGGGUUGUUAAAAAGCCCAUGGAAACGACAUGCCAGUCUUCCACACCAAGCGGCCUAGUCGGACCUGAAGCUUCGGGGACGGUUUAGUUCGACAACCCGAAUGUGUUGGUGUCCUUAACGCACAAGGGCCAAUUCCUUGUUGGCAAGAUGAUUCCAAUAUGGCAAAAUAAACCUUAUGGAUCUUCCCGCAGUGUUGUUCGAAUGAUUGGAUCAAACCUCCCUUUGAAGCCAUGUCCCAGAGUUUGUUUUCAGCUUGUUCCUGGGCUCACUGCAGCUGAGUCUUUAAGUUCUGUCCAUGGAGAUAAACCAGCAGUGCCGACUCUGGCAGACAUUGCAUGGAUAGCUGCAGAUGAAGGGGAAGCUUUUACCAGGAUGAGAGCUGAUGCCAGACCCUACAGGGACGAAUGGCAUCCUACUCCACUGCUCAUAAUGCAUAGAAAUUCAUCAGUCCCCAACUUCCGAAGGGAAGGGAGGAAGUACGAAAGUCUGAAGAAGCCGGGUCUGACUGCUCUGAAUCACACCGUUGCACUUCAAGAUGAACUUAGCCGCUUGCGAGAACAGAUUGCUAAAAUAGUUGCUGUGCCAGAGAGUAAAAUGGAAGCUGCAUCUGCUCCUUUUACGCCAGAACUUGGGUCUCCUGACACAUCAAGCGUUGCCUGCUCUUUACCAGAUUUUGAAUCUGCAUAUCCUCCUUUAGCAUCAUUUACCCUAAAUGAUGAUAUUCCAGAAACUGAUCCAGCUGAAUCUAUGAGCAUUGCAUCAUUUUCCAUGGCUGCCUCAUCAAACUUUGACCUUGAUUUUGAAAAUAAAAGGCAGGAUAUAACUAUAAACGAAGAUGAUGAAACCUCCUGUCUAUCAAAGUCCACAAGCUUUGCAGAUAUGAUGGAUAUUCUGAAAGAUAUGAAUAGGGUCAAAUUAAACUCCUUACAAGGGUCCAGAAGAGGCUCUCAGCUUUUGAGAGAGAAUGACCCUUCAGUACUCAUAUCAGAAGCAUUGAAGCGCAAGUUUACUGUACCAGACAGCAGCAUUUUUAUGAAGGAAGACUGAUCUACGCAAGUUCUCCAAACAUCAAGUAGUACCCCCAACGCAAGUUUAAAACAAGGACUGUUGAUGGAAAACUGCAGUUAUUUGGAAGGGACUGCUGUACUCCUGGGCAGUUCAAUAUGCCCUGUGGACCCUGCUACUAAUAUAUAAAGAACUUGGAGCAAAAAUGCUGUGUUGAUCAGGACAUCUCCUGUUCACUUUGCACUGCAAUAUUACAGGUUGUGGAAACAAGGUUAUAAAUGGAGCAAGCUUGUAUUUGUGCCUUGACUGUAGGAAAACUUAAUACAGAGGAAUGCCUUCCUUACCUCAUUUUGUUUUCAGGGGGUGGGUGGUGGGCUAAAGAUGGUAGGGAUGGGAGUGGUUAAAUGGAUAAAUUGGGGAUUUAUGUUCGAUUUAACGAAUAAUUUUCCCUAGUCUAUUUUGCAUUCUCUCAACCAAUACACUGCACUUCAGAGCACUGGGAUAUCCAGGGAAAAUUCAUUAGUGAGGGGGUUCUGUGGUUUCGUCAAUUUUUUUAAAUGGUGGUUUCUCUGUUUGACAUCCUUGAUUUUGCAUCCAAUUGUGCAAAGCAGCUCUUAUGAACUCUUUCGAUUCUUGAUAUCCUCCUUUUCUCAUUGCCCCACCACUAAAGUUGAAUAAAUUCUGUCAUUCACAAUUUGUGAUUAAGAGCACCAAUGCAAACUUCAGCUGCUGAGUUGUAAAUGUUUUGGGAAAUGUUACAGAUAAAUGUUACUUCUUCAUAUAAGCUGUAGCUGAAAUAAGUUUUCUUGUUCAGUUUUGGUCCUCCACUGCCGCUGCCUUCCACCACUUCUCUCCCACUGUCCCCAACUUUGAAAUCCUUGAAAGCACAAUGCGGAUCCAGUGUGUGUUUAGCAGUUUUCAAGCCCUAUUUAACUGGAUGUUGAUCAUUGUUAAAGGGAUGAUAUUGCUUUCUUCAUGUCACACAGACAGCCAUUAGCCAGUUAGAAUAGAAAUCUGAUAGUUUGUUGCUGAUAAGUCAUAUUUCCAAUUUUGAUCUUAAACUAGAUUUUUUGUAGAUGUACUGAAUUUGUGCUGUUUAUUUUCAGAAUAUUUUUACUCUUGUUGGUUUUGAACUAUAGCUUCUGUUUGUGAAGUUUAACUUUGAUUUGUUGCAAGGUUUGGAUUGUAAAAGAAUACCUGCCUUAGGGUUAAGAUGCAUCUAAAGUUGCAAAAUGUGAUAGAGUAAGUUACAGUUUUAGUAGAGUUUACAGAAAGUCUUAUGUCAAGAAAGUGACAAUGUACUCAACAGCUCUAAUUUGUAUGUUACAGUGAAGGACGAAGUAUUGCAACAGCCAGUUGUAAUACAGUAAGUGCAUGAUGCAUUUGUGAAAUUAUUUAAAACAUAUGCUACAUUUGACAGUGGCUCAGUAAGGCUGUGAACAUGAUAUAAUGCAAUUACUCUGAACUAGAAAAUGGUGUGUAAGGGUAGACAAAUAAGCCUUUAUAUAUUACACACUUUUUAUGGCUUGAGUCACAAGAAUUUAGUUGGUCUAAAACCAAAUAAAGCUCUUAAUUUUUGGCUAAAUAAUAGUACAUAUUUUAUCUCAUGCAAUCUGCUGGAAAUAUUUAGAUCUGAAUGAUCAGAAAACAUUCCUUUGUAAAACUGCUUCAUUAGUGAGGACUUGGAUCACUAUUGGGAAGUUACUGAAGGAAGUGGCAGGGAAUCCACUUCCAUCCCUAAUAGGGAUGGUAAAACUAUUGGUAUGCUAUUACAUGUUCCUACUGUAGUCAAACCUCCCACUACCCAAGUGUACAUUGAAGAGGAAAAGUUGUCAUUGAAUGAUGGUAUUUGGAGAAAACGUGAGAUAAAUAAGGAAGAGAACCAACCUGGCUUGUAUUUUGCAAAGUCAGAAUUAACACUGUAUUUAAGAAUUUCCUGUUUAAUUGUGCUGCCAGGUUACCUAGGCUUUCAGACCUUUGGUGGGUGUGGGUUUCCAUCCCGCACUCCAAAUCCAUACCCUAGUUCGAGAGCCCUGAGUAACAAAGGUGGCACCCAUGUGGAUGGCUUUUUGAAAUUUGAGACUAGGUACUUGCAGCAAACAAAGAAACUUGUGGCUUAUUUGCCAUAUUUAUUCAGUUGAUUUCCACUAUGCUUUUUCAAAGAAAUCUGAUAACUUUGUAUAUUUCCAAGUGUUUAUCCACUUUUGCUAUUAAAAUGAUUAUCUGUAAACAAAUAUUCAGAAUUAAAACCCAGGUUUGGUCAGAAUUGCUGAAAGCAUUUAUAUGCUUGUCACCUGCCAGUUCAGGAAGUGGAAGUAAAGAUUUGAUAUGAGAGAUGAUGAUUGGUGCAAUGAAUCAGAUCGUUGUCCUUUCAAUUCUUAUACCUGAAUUCAAAAAGUCAGAUGAAAGUCACAGUGCUCUGUUGGCUGCUUUUUUUUAAAAAAACAAAAUGAUGUCCAACAUGAAAUUAGACCAAAAUGAAACAAUGUCCAACAUGAAAUCAGUCACAUUAGACCUAUCAGGGACGAAUUGUCAGUGGAAUACUGCUCAAUGCUCUAAUUAGACACAUUGACAAGGGAAUUGAAUGGUCACAAUAGGAUUAGUCUUGUGGUAUACUUUUAAUAUUCCCUAAUGCUGGAUUUCAUUUAUGGACAAAGGCAGAAAAUAAAUUGCUUUCCUGCAACAUGCUGUCCUCCCUAUCCUUGCUGAGCCCAGAAGGUUAAUAGAUAAUGCUGGAUGGAAUGCUUUCCUCUUGUGCUACUUUUUUUUAGACAUUACACAAUUGCAUCGAAUUCACUGCCAAUGUGCUCAACUUGCACCCCCACUCACACUUCAGCAAAACUAAUGUUUCUGAUUUUGAGAAUAAGUUGCUCAUCAUGGUGCCAUAAACUUUAUCGAUGUGCUUGCAGCUUUGUUACACAAACCAACUGGAAUAACUUCUAGCACUUUUGUUUUCUCUCCACCUUCCACUACCAACCCUCACUCCCCACAUAAAUUUUAUUGUAAUCACAGAACCUUUUUUUUUUGUUAGUAACUGCAUUUUCAAUUUCAUCGGGAUCUUUAAAUGUUUUUGCCAGGGAGCAAAGAAAUCUUCAGACUGAUUCUUCACAGCACAUGCUUCAAAUGGUAAACAAACAAAGCUUUGGUUCUAGGAAUGUUACUUUUUUGGGCCCAAGUACUUCAGUCGUGCACAAUGAAGGUGCUCAUAUAACUGCAAGCUCAUCCUGCACGUCUAUGGUGCCACUUUAGACCUGAUGGGUGAGAGUUGACAUAUUUAUUCAAAACUAUUUUAGUAUUUAAAUGAUAAACUGCAUUAUUGAAUGUUUAUCUGGAUUUAAGUGCUCAUUUCACACAACGUUAAAAGCAAUAAAAGGCAUCAGCAUGAUUGGUUAACUAUUUAUUACAUUUAAGACAGAUCUAUUGAAAUAGUUUUCAACCCAUGUAUAAGAAGAUUUUUUAAGCAUUGAUAUUUCUGAAAAUGCCAAUAAAAGAAAUUCAAAUAUUUUG